AAGAGGAAAUUGUACGGCGAGAGAACCGGGUACUGAACGCUUUGUAAUAUAGAACGGGAUCAACUGGACAAUGGGCAUCAAACUAUAUUAUACCACGGUUACUGCUUCAAGGGAGGUGAAGUCACAGCAGGCUGAGGUGAUGCGUAUCCUGGAGAGCAAGAACAUUCAUUUUGAACUGAUUGACAUUUCAGUGGGUGGAGCACUUCGAGAUGAGAUGAGGACCAAAUCGGGUAACCCCACAGCAGUACCACCUCAGAUAUUUAAUGAAGAUCAGUACUGUGGGAACUAUGAGAUGUUUUCAGAAGCAGUAGAGGCAGACACAGUGGAGCAGUUCCUAAAAAUGGUGUAAAUCCACACCUGGUAGCAUCUAAUGCCUUUGAAGGAAUGUCUGUCCUCUCUACUUUCUGCUGGUGGUGCUGACCUUUCUUUGUCUCAAUGCCAUGUUAACAUGCCAAAAACAUAUUACCCCUUCUGCAACCCCAUGACUUGAAAGCACAAAACCUCUGCUGUAUAACUUACCCACUGUAUUGUAUUUACAUCUAUGUGGUUCCUGUUGUUUUAAUAUACCUUGGGCAUUAUUGGUUUUUCUUGUUUCCACAUGAAAAUGUCACCAAUUCCUAUUCUCAUUGGAAUCAAUGUAAUUCCUGGCGAUGUGGUUACUUAGGAAACUUAUCUUGGCCACAAACAACUAAUGUCUUAAACUUAUGCUAUUUCAUUCCUUUUCCAAGGGGAGAAAAGACCAGAUAUUGUAUAAACACAUCGUCUUAUUUUUUUUCUUCUGGCUGUAAGAUUUGUUUGUUUUACCUUGACAUAUCAAACAGAAUUGAUUAUUGGUGAGCGUGCUGUGAUGGAUUGUAUGCCAGUGUCCUAAACACACAAGCUCAUUUUGCAAGCCAGAUAUAUAUGGUUUUAAAAAAUCACCAACUAACCAAAAAAACAUACAAUCAAUGGUGAUUGUAUACAAUGCUCUGUGUAUAUGGAGAGAGAAGCACUAACAUUCCCAAGGUUAGCUGAGAGGAAAUCAUUCUGUUGUUAUAUGAUGCCAAUAAAUUUUUCAUGAAAAUGUUA
Electrophorus electricus (electric eel) is the source of this 1068-nucleotide messenger RNA. RefSeq names its product SH3 domain binding glutamate-rich protein like 3 (gene sh3bgrl3). The record is from RefSeq and is a predicted model, not a curated record. Gene Ontology annotation, cellular component: cytoplasm. NCBI's taxonomy places the organism in Eukaryota, Metazoa, Chordata, Actinopteri, Gymnotiformes, Gymnotidae.